This is a messenger RNA of Coregonus sp. 'balchen', 19966 nucleotides long. Lineage: Eukaryota; Metazoa; Chordata; Actinopteri; Salmoniformes; Salmonidae. The record is from the annotation of a GenBank genome assembly.
CGGACUGUGAAACAGCAGAACGGCAGGGCUGAACAACGGCACUCCUUCAUUGUCUUCCUCUCCUCCUCUUGCAUCGGUCUCAUCCCCUUUUCUUUCCUUCCAGCUCUGUCUGAGUGAGAGACGAGCACGCUGUCUAUCCUCCCUUCUCCCUCUGUUGUCUGUCUGGGUGAUGCCGCCUCCCUCUCUCGCUCAUGCGCUGCGUCUGCUUCUUCCCCUCGCUCACCCCUCCUUCCCUUUUCUCCUCUCCCACUUUGCGGUCUCAUUUAACAGUAUAUGCACGCGUGUGCACUGAGCGUUGCUCUGUCUCACACACACCACUAGGGAAAGGAGAGAGGGAUGGAGAUAGAGGGGAAACAGCCCAUGUGGGCUCUACAAAGAGGCUCCUCCCCCUAUUCCUGUUGGGUAACCUGAGAACCAGAGGGAGAGAGGUAAGUGGGGGAGGAGGGAAACAGACAGAAGAAGAGAGGGAGGGGAGAGUCUCUUUCCUUCCUGUCCCCCUCUCUCCCUCCGGACAGACAGAGAUGCAGGCUGAUUUGAGGGCAUUGUGAAUAACCUUGACGUAUACGGCCAAAUAUGGACAUCUGCCACUCAACCUGACAAUGCCAAGCAGCUACUGUACCGCUUGAGUUCACCGCUGGUAAAGACCAGGUCAUCAUCACACAAACAGGACAAUAACAACAGAAACAAAGAAAUAAGAAAAAGAGAAAACCAAAGUGAUCAGUGGAACCAAGUGAGAACUUCCACUGAUGAGAACCAAGAUUCAGACUGAACAGAACCACAGAAGAAGAUCUAGAACUCAGCAGAACCGCUAGAGACAGAAUCAGGGAGAGAACCACAUAACCCACGUCAACACCUCAGCGUUACAAAGCGUUGCGGUGUGUGAUGACACCCUUCACCAUACAGAUCACAGAGGUAUACAUGUGAUAGUUGUGAUCGUUGAAUGCACCCCCAGCCACCCCACACCAGCGUAACAUACACACACACACACACAUUGGCAUAUGGGUUGCUCUUUCAAAAUAAAAUGUUGAACGUUUACUUAAGAGGAAGUACAGCUCUAAAUGGCUUAGACAGGCAAAUAAAGAAUGCCCUUUACAGCUGGGAUAUACUGACAGAUCAACCAGCAACCCAUAUGCCUAUAGGUGUGUGUGUCUCAAGUUCUUACCACGUAUUCCAUGGGACAACACUGACUGCCUGUGUGUUUCUGUAACCCUAAAAACACCAAAGCGCACAUCAGCACACACACUCUUAGCCAAUCACUGAGCAUUGUACAUUUAGCGAAUCAUAGUUAUCCUAAAUGCUCCCCUCACAAACACAUGGCUUCGAGCAUGCAUUGCUCCCGGGAUCAGCUGUGGAGAGAGUUAUGUGACCUUGCUCAGGUGAGCGCAAAGGUACACACACACACACACGUUAGGCAAGCUGAUUUUGGAUCCCCACAUACCAAAGACUGUGUGUGUGUGUGUGUGUGUGUUUUGAGCAUGUUCAGACACACAUUGUGGAAUGAAAGGAAUUACCUACAGAGACUAGUCAAAUAAAUCCAGACAACAGCUUCUCCUUCCCAAACCCAGUCAUAAUUGCACACACACACACACACACGACAAAUAACCCCGUCAGAUGUUGUGAAUGUGACAGGACAGGUCCAGAAAUAGUCACGUUAUUGGAUUGGGGUAAAUCAAUGUGAUUAGGGGGUGAUAUGAACAUUAGAUUAGCCAGGCCUUCAGCAGGCCCAACCAGCCGACCUACCAGCUCUACACACUCAGCUACAGUACCAUGUGAGACACUCAGCUAUUUUAGGUUUGUUUCCUCUAUCUCCCACCCUCUAUUCCUUGCUCUAUCAUCAUUUUUUUCUCACUCCGUCCCCUCUCCUUCCAUCACUUACUCUGUCGGUUUCCCUUUCUUUCUCCCUUUUGUCCACUCUCUCUCAUUGAUUCUCUCUUCCUCUCGCCCGCUCUCUGGUUCUCCAAAAGUCUGUCCCUUACUCUAUCCUUCAAUACCAAAUACUGUAAAACUUCAAUUAAUAGCCUGGGCGUUUAUUUGCUUCAAUCAUUGAACACAACCGGCGUUUAUUAGAGACAGGCUUCUAUUUGAGCCAGGCGUCUAUUUCCUUAAUGUACACAGCUUUUGCUCAAUAAAAUGUUGAAAAGACUACCACACUGUUUAUUGUGACCAGUAUUGACAUUAUAAUAACAAAUCCACCGCAGAUCAGACAUGCAAAGACUAGGCUGCCUAUCACACCCCCCCGAUUUCGUGCUUCAGCACCAUUAUCUCACUUGUAUCCACCAUAGUUGAGCCGACCAUGUCAAACCAUACUGCUGUCUCGUUCAUGGCAAUGAUGUUGGUCUCCUUCAUCUUCUUUACGGUACUCGCUGAAGUUCACUCACAAGCAAUUCAUUUAGACCCGGCAUUUAUUUGAAACAGGUGUUUAUUUGCUGAAAUGUGUGCCGCUGCCCGGCUAUUAAAAGGGACAGGUGGCUAUCUGAGACUCAGCGUUUCAUUGAAGUUUUACGGUAAAGGCUUUUUAUUGCUGACUCACAUACUUAGCUACUCUCAGAUCCUCAAACACACACACACACACACGUUCCCCUUCUGCUGGUCUCCUGUCCUCCUCUCUGAUGAGUUCGUGUGGGUCCCAUGCGCGUCAGAUCCAGUUUCUCAGAAACGGCCGCCCUCCUGGGCUUUUCACACACUACAGUCAGUGUCUAGGGUUUACCGAGAAUGGCGCGGCAAACAAAAAACACCCGGUCAGCGGCAGUCCUGUGGGCGAAAACAGCUCGUUGAUGAGAGAGGUUGAAGGAGAAUGGCAAGAAUAGAUCAACCGAACAGGCGGGCCACAAACAGAAAAAUAACGGAGUAGUACAACAGUGGUGUGCAGAAUGGCAUCUCGGAACACACAACUCGUCGGUCCUUGUCAUGGAUGAGCUAUUGCAGCAGACGACCACACUGGAUUCCACUCCUAUCAGCUAAAAAAAAGAAGCGGCUCCAGUGGGCACGUGAUCACAAACACUGGACAACUGAGGAGUGGAAAUACAUCACCUGGAACAUGACAGCGAGUUCAGUUUACUUGAGUGGCCUGCACAGUCCCCAGACCUCAACCCAAUAGAGCAUAUUUGGGAUGAGAUGGAACGGACUGUUUGCAGCAUGAAUGUACCGCCGUCCAAUCUGCGUGAUGCCAUGGCGUCAGCAUGGACCAACAUCCCUGUGGAACUUUUCCGACACCUUGUAGAAUGCCCCAAAUAAUUCAGGCUAUUCUGGAGGCAAAGGGGGUCCGACCCGGUACUAGAUGGGUGUACCUAAUAAACUGAGUGUUUUAACCUGGGUGUAAACAUUUUUAUAAAUACAGUACCCGUCCAAAGUUUGGACACACCUACUCGUUUAAGAGUUUUUCUUUAUUUUAACUAUUUUCUACAUUGUAGAAUAAUAGUGAAGACAUCAAAACUAUGAAAUAACACAUAUGGAAUCAUGUAGUAACCAAAAAGGUGUUAAACAAAACAAAUCAAGAUAUAUCUGAGAUUCUUCAAAGUAGCCACCCUUUGCCUUGAUGACAGCUUUGCACACUCUUGGCAUUCUGCCAACCAGCUUCACCUGGAAUGCUUUUCCAACAGUCUUGAAGGAGUUCCCACAUAUGCUGAGGACUUGUUGGCUACUUUUCCUUCACUCUGCGGCCCAACUCAUCCCAAACCAUCUCAAUUGGGUUGAGGUCGGGGAAUUGUGGAGGCCAGGACAUCUGAUGCAGCACUCCAUCACUCUCCUUCUUGGUCAAAUAGCCCUUACACAGCCUGGAGGUGUGUUGGGUCAUUGUCCUGCUGAAAAACAAAUGAUUGUCCCACUAAGCGCAAAACAGAUGGGAUUGCUGCAGAAUGCUGUGGUAGCCAUGCUGGUUAAGUGUGCCUUGAAUUCUAAAUAAAUCACAGACAGUGUCACCAGCAAAGCAACCCACACCAUCACACCUCCUCCUCCAUGCUUUACGGUGGGAACUACACAUGCAGAGAUUAUCCGUUCACCCACACCACAUCUCACAAAGACACAGCGGUUGGAACCAAAAAUCUCCUAUUUGGACUCCAGACCAAAGGACACAUUUCCACCGGUCUAAUGUCCAUUGCUCGUGUUUCUUUGCCCAAGCAAGUCUCUUCUUCUUAUUGGUUUCCUUUAGUAGUGGUUUCUUUGCAGCAAUUCGACCAUGAAAGCCUGAUUCACGCAGUCUCCUCUGAACAGUUGAUGUUGAGAUGUGUCUGUUACUUGAACUCUGUGAAGCACUUAUUUGGGCUGCAAUUUCUGAGGCUGGUAACACUAAUGAACUUAUCCUCUGCAGCAGAGGUAACUCUGGGUUUUACAUUCCUGUGGCGGUCCUCAUGAGAGCCAGUUUCAUCAUAGCGCUUGAUGGUUUUUGCGACUGCACUUCAAGAAACAUUCAAAGUUCUUCAAAUUUUCCGGAUUGACUGACCUUCAUGUCUUAAAGUAAUGAUGGACUGUCGUUUCUCUUUGAUUAUUUGAGCUGUUCUUGCCAUAAUAUGGACUUGGUCUUUUACCAAAUAGGGCUAUCUUCUGUAUACCCCCUACCUUGUCACAACACAACUGAUUGGCUCAAACGCAUUAAGAAGGAAAUCAAUUCUACAAAUUAACUUUUAACAAGGCACACCUGUUAAUUUAAAUGCAUUCCAGGUGACUAUCUCAUGAAGCUGGUGGAGAGAAUGUCAAGAGUGUGCAAAGCUGUCAUCAAGGCAAAGGGUGGCUAUUUGAAGAAUCUCAAAUAUUUCUUGAUUUGUUUAACACUUUUUUUGGUUACUACAUGAUUCCAUAUGUCUUAUUUCAUAGUUUUGAUGUCUUCACUAUUAUUCUACAAUGUAAAAAUAUUAGAAAUAAAGAAAAACCCUUGAAUAAGUAGACCCUUGACUGGUAGUGUGUGUAUAUAUAUAUUUUUUUAUUUAUUAUUUUUUUAUUUACCAAAGGUUCUCAGGGCAGUCAAUGCUAGAAUUGACUGAAUAACAAGAUCUCUCUCUCUCAUCGGUCUCUCUCUAUCUCUUCUCCCCCUGUCCUUCUCCCUUCUGAUUUGGUGCUUUGAUGAAUAUUAACCAAUUCUACAGGGCCCCAUAAAUGCUGUACAAACAUACACCUCACUAUCCAGAACAACACGCCUUAACGGAGGCCAAUCCUUUACAACACACAGGACAGGUCUGUCCAAAUCUAUUCAGACUCGCUCUGACUCAUAGCCUGCCCUUCACAACUCAUGGCCCAAAUAAAUUAUCAAAUUCAAGACAACACCCCAAAGACUGAAGAAACUCACUUUAUUCACACACAUGCUGUUAUGGUAGACAGAGAACUCCUUCACCACUGCUCUGACUGCAGGCUCAGCCAGCCAGGGGAACUAUUAGUGUGUAAUUCUACACAGACUGCACACCAUGGGGAACUCUUAGAGUGUAACACUUUAUAGGGAAACAAUAAAAAAACCCAGGAAACUGUGGCCUCUGGGCCAGAACAGGAUGUGAGCCUGAAACAGUCCCCUUUUAACCUGACCUCACCAGCCAGAGGUCACAAACCUCCCACACAGAGGUCACACCACACAGACCCAAUGCCCUGAACCUAAGAUAGCAGAAAACAGGAUUAGACACAGAGAUGAUGUCAUGAAGGAGACCAGGAAGUAAGGGAGCUGACCGUUCUAUUAAUUUCAUUCGGUUCCAUUCAGUGGACAGGAGUUCCAUUGGCUCCCUGUUCAUAUGUACUCUAGUUAAUAACAUUUGACAUUAGGAAUGUCCCGGUCUAAUUGUGCUGACCAAAUGUGAAAUAACUCCCCCAUAGACCGACAGGAAGCACCAGCAUAUUACUGCCCUGAGUAUGAAGCAUGUGCAACCCUGAUAAAGAUCCCCAUUUUGUAUCACCCAAAAUCGAAUAAUCUAUGAAUACCGGCAUCAUAAUAAUUACUUUGGGACUUGAUUAUUACAGUGAGGGAAAAAAGUAUUUGAUCCCCUGCUGAUUUUGUACGUUUGCCCACUGACAAAGACAUGAUCAGUCCAUAAUUGUAAUGGUAGGUUUAUUUGAACAGUGAGAGACAGAAUAACAACAAAAAAAUCCAGAAAAACACAUCAUAAAUGUUAUAAAUUGAUUUGCAUUUUAAUGAGGGAAAUAAGUAUUUGACCCCUCUGCAAAACAUGACUUAGUACUUGGUGGCAAAACCCUUGUUGGGAAUCAGAGGUCAGAUGUUUGUUGUAGUUGGCCACCAGGUUUGCACACAUCUCAGGAGGGAUUUUGUUCCACUCCUCUUUGCAGAUCUUCUCCAAGUCAUUAAGGUUUCGAGGCUGACGUUUGGCAGCUCGAACCUUCAGCUCCCUCCACAGAUUUUCUAUGGGAUUAAGGUCUGGAGACUGGCUAGGCCACGCCAGGACCUUAAUGUGCUUCUUCUUGAGCCACUCCUUUGUUGCCUUGGCCGUGUGUUUUGGGUCAUUGUCAUGCUGGAAUACCCAUCCACAACCCAUUUUCAAUGCCCUGGCUGAGGGAAGGAGGUUCUCACCCAAGAUUUGACGGUAUAUGGCCCCGUCCAUGGCACUUUAAUGCAGUGAAGUUGUCCUGUCCCCUUAGCAGAAAAACACCCCCAAAGCAUAAUGUUUCCACCUCCAUGUUUGACGGUGGGGAUGGUGUUCUUGGGGUCAUAGGCAGCAUUCCUCCUCCUCCAAACACGGCGAGUUGAGUUGAUGCCAAAGAGCUCGAUUUUGGUCUCAUCUGACCACAACACUUUCACCCAGUUCUCAUCUGAAUCAUUCAGAUGUUCAUUGGCAAACUUCAGACGGCCCUGUAUAUGUGCUUUCUUGAGCAGGGGGAUCUUGCGGGCGCUGCAGGAUUUCAGUCCUUCACGGCGUAGUGUGUUACCAAUUGUUUUCUUGGUGACUAUGGUCCCAGCUGCCUUGAGAUCAUUGACAAGAUCCUCCCGUGUAGUUCUGGGCUGAUUCCUCACCGUUCUCAUGAUCAUUGCAACUCCACGAGGUGAGAUCUUGCAUGGAGCCCCAGGCAGAGGGAGAUUGACAGUUCUUUUGUGUUUCUUCCAUUUGCGAAUAAUCGCACCAACUGUUGUCACCUUCUCACCAAGCUGCUUGGUGAUGGUCUUGUACCCCAUUCCUGUUUUGUGUAGGUCUACAAUCUUGUCCCUGACAUCCUUGGAGAGCUCUUUGGUCUUGGCCAUGGUGGAGAGUUUGGAAUCUGAUUUGAUUGAUUGCUUCUGUGGACAGGUGUCUUUUAUACAGGUAACAAACUGAGAUUAGGAGCACUCCCUUUAAGAGUGUGCUCCUAAUCUCAGCUCGUUACCUGUAUAAAAGACACCUGGGAGCCAGAAAUCUUUCUGAUUGAGAGGGGGUCAAAUACUUAUUUCCCUCAUUAAAAUGCAAAUCAAUUUAUAACAUUUUUGACAUGCGUUUGUCUGGAUUUUUUCAAAUAAACCUACCAUUAAAAUGAUAGACUGAUCAUUUCUUUGUCAGUGGGCAAACGUACAAAAUAAGCAGGGGAUCAAAUACUUUUUUCCCCUCACUGUAUAUAUGCCACUUAGAAGACGCUUUUAUGGAAAGCGACUCACAGUCAUACGUGCAUCAAGUAAAUACUAGUAGGCCUUUAGUUUAAGCUUAUCUAUGUGGGACUGAAUCUCUCUGCAACUCGUAGCAGAUUAGCAUGUAGUCUAAGUGUCUUUCUAUGUGAAGUGAGUAGGAGGCAGACCAGGGCUGCAGGGCAGGAAGUGGAGCUGGCCUCACCUUCUCUUCCGCUACGUUGUAAGAGACGGACAACCACACACUGAGACCCAGAUAACUGCUCCUGCAGUGUUUCCACACACACACACGCUGAAAACUAUUUGGGUCCACAAUUAAGUGUUACAGUGAAGGAGCCAAAUAAGUCAAAGGUCAUACAUAAUGUUCUUAAAACCAUGAAAACAAAACCUCUCUUCUCCAUACAGAUAAGCUGCUGCUGACAACAGCUGAAACAGGAUCUUGCCAGCUAACACAGAGCAGUAUCUAGCCAGCUGCUUGUCUUUUUUCUCUGGCAGUCAGCUACAUGUCAGAUACGGCCUCAUAUUGAUACACAAACUGACGCUGAGUGAAAUCUAAGACUGUUGCCAAUUGCAACUAUGGGCUGGCACACGUGAGCACACAUGCACGUGCUCGCACACACUUAUUUAUGUGCUGAGAUACACUCACCUGUCUGACAAAUCAAAAGGGAGUUAACGAAAGGUGUCACCCAGCCAAGCUUAUCACACAGACAGGACUGAUUGGUUCUGCUUUUGAUUGAUAGGGUCUGUAUUAGAUUGGGCAGACCCGGUUUGAUUGAGAGGGUCUGAGGUGGAUUGUGAAGCUCUGUGUCAAACAGGAUGUCUUUGACUGACAGAUAGAUGAAUAGAUUAGUUGGUUGUGUGUGUGUGUACAUUUCUGUCACUGACAUUUGUCUCUCAGAGAGUGUAUUAUCCCCAGGCCCAGCCAUGCAGCAGUCCUCCUCCUCAUCAUCCUCACCAUCAGAGCGAUAUCCCACUGACAGUGAGUUUAAGGAGGGAGCUGGGCAUAUUAUGAAGCAGUCUGUUCAGACACAUAGGCCUACCUGUAUUCACUCCAUCCCUGACCCCUAACCCCUGUCUGCGGUGUCUCCAAACCAUCAGAGUGGUAUACUAUGAUUGAACCUAGAUCUACUCAGGGUUUUUCUAAAGCUAUCCAGCUUCAGUUAGCUUUACAUUCCAUCUCAGGCUUCAUCCGUACUACGACGGUGGAUAUUGCUCAUCCGCCUGCCGCUAACUCUAGCAGGCUUGUAACUACGGGUGCAUGUCACACGUGUCUGGUCGAACGCCAAACUUUUCAUUGAGACAUUGCUGAAACAUCCAUCCAUGGGCGACUCAGUGCCACAUUUUAAUUUGUGCAAAAUGAAAGAAGAGUUAUCUUGCAAAUCAGUGGAGGCUGCUGAGGGGAGGACGGCUCAUAAUAAGGCUGGAACAGAGCGAAUGGAAUGGCAUCAAACACAUGGAUACCACGUAUUUGAUACCAUUCCACCUAUUCCGCUCCAGCCAUUACCACAAGCCCGUUCUCCCCAAUUAAGGUGCCACCAACCUCCUGUGCUGCAAAUUCAUCCGGCUGUGGUGUGAAAUAGGCUUGUUGAAGUGCCGCCUUUAUUUUAUUACUUAUCGCUAACACCGUCUUUGGUGUGCUUAUCAAUGCACAAGCACCUUUCCCCCUCCACUCCUAUCCAUAUAAUAAUUGUAUUAAGUCAUACACACGUUUUACUUCAUUUCAUUGGUCUUUAACUCGUGGCUCAGACACUUGAUUCAGGAUAAAUGGAGUUAGCCCUGAGUAAGCCUGCCCAGGAGCAGUUUAGUUCUGGAUUUGUUGCCAUAGAAAUGUACCUGGCUAAAAGGUGAGCCACUUUUGUGGUACCGGUUAUCCCGAGUUGAACUCAGAGUUGACCAAAGUUACCUCGCUAACUCCUCAAACCAUGUACAUAGUAUAGGGCUCAGGACCAGGCCAGCUGCCUCACAACAGUAGUCCCAUCACAGACUGAGGUGCAGGUAACCAUAACAACUGUGUGUAUUUACGCAUCUUGCCACAUAUAUGGCCACACUAAUACAGCCCGUAUCAUAGGAUAAUGAAGGGCCCAGCAUCACAGCUUGUCGUUGAAUGUUCUGUAUGGCACGUAGCCAACUACAGAGUACUGUUUUAGUCAGGGCUUGUUACAGAUUAUUUAGAUUAUCAUUAUUGUCUGAAACAAAUAGUUACACAUCCAUAACAAUAUAUAACCUAGACCUAUUGAAACAUUAAAUAAUCUCCAUGAGAAUGCCAUCUUGACAAUAGGCUACAGAUCUAUAUUGCACAUUACAGAAAUGUAAUGUAAUCCUAACUUCUGAUUAGGUCGCUGAAAAAGAACUAGAGCAUUUACAGAAAGACAAGACCAGCCUGUUUAGUCUAGAUUUAGUUUCUCUAAACCUGUGUGGUAACACUGGGAUUAAUUUAGUAAUAUUCUUGCAUUAACAUGUUUUGACAUGGUAAGAAUGGUCGCAUAGUUUCCAUUGCAUAGUAGGCCUUGGGGAGUUUACAUAAGUGGAACCGCAGUCAGUUCCACGUGUAGAAUAACAAACAAACAAAAACUCCAUAUUGCUAUAGUAGUAUGCUAACAACAUGUCAAUACAAACAAUGUUGAUACUUUUUUUUAUUACAGUGUUAGUACUCAUGUAGGCCUAUAAAGUGUUACGAGAACAGUUUAAAUGAUAGAGUUGGACAACUUAAAAUAAUAUAAAAUAAUAUGCCAUUUAGCAGACGCUUUUAUCCAAAGCGACUUACAGUCAUGCGUGCAUACAUUUUUGUGUAUGGGUGGUCCCGGGGAUCGAACCCACUACCUUGGCGUUACAAGCGCCGUGCUCUACCAGCUGAGCUACAGAGGACCACAACUUGGUGUGGGGUAAGGAAUGAUAUCCCAGGGACCCAGGCCUACAGAACUGACUAUUUCUAGUAGCCUCUGCAGCAAACCACUUUGAUUUUGAAAACACUCAAAAGUGACAACACGGUUGUUUGCGACUUCUGCUGAAUGGAUACAAUGUUUCAUGUGCGGCCUAGUCUAGUUACUUUGUAUCACUAGGCUAUAUUUCACAAUGUUACAAUAACUCGAUAAAUGUUUUCGUACACACUGAACUCAGCAGUCUUGCUAGACUAGAUAUUUUUUUUCAGCAAAAGAUUGUUUCGCCACCAUUGAAUUUAUGGCACAACAAAAAGUAAUAGCCUAGGUAGUCUACAAUCGGCCUAUAGCAAAUAAUAUUCAUCUGUCAGGCAGAAUGUUAUUGUUUUAGUAUUCGAAUGUCCUAAAACGUCUCUCUACCACGUUCCAACACGCAGCCCUUAAAAUUCCAGCCCAAACCAUGCCCAGAGAAGUGUGGUCAACUUUUGUCAGAAGAACUUACCAGCUAUCUUCCUCCUUGUCCCUUUUGUGCCUCUUCUUUUCUCCCAGCUGUUGUUGUCCCGUAGGCCUACCUCUAACUAAAUUACAUAAGUGGCUGAAUGCGAAGGUUUAAACCGCCAGCUGUCGUACAGUGUGCAUUUGAAUUUCUUUAGAAAGAGGGCUGAAACUUUCCUUCUUUAGUUUCUCUUCCUUUCCUCCCCCCGCCGCCCCUCUUUCUACCAACACAAAAAAAGCCACUUCCGCGAACAAAUGGCAACGUCAUUUGCCCUGGCUGCUAGUGCCACUCGGUUUGUGUGGUUCUCUGCACCUGGCCGGUGGUUGCGCGGCCUUGACAGAAAGGGAUUGCGCAAAAAGAGAACUUCCCACAAUAACAAACCAGCCUACAGUAUAACCGAGUAAACUGACAUUAAACCACAUACACACAGUCUUUGUUGAAUCAUACAUUAUUAUUUGCAUAGUGCAACUGUAAUGUCUAUGUUAUAGGCUACAACCUUUCUUGAACGAGAAGCACGAGAACAAACUUGAAUUGCAGUUCAUAAUGUAUCACUGAGAGGCCAAAGAAUAUUCUAUUUUAUUAUAUUAUAUAGUAUUUUAUUUUAGUCCAUUAUUUUCUAUUUUAUUACAUUCAAUUAUAUUAUAUUCCACAGUCAUAGAUCUUCACUCCUGAGUGGCGCAGUGGUCUAAGGCACUGCAUCGCAGUGCUAACUGUGCCACUAGAGAUCCUGGUUCGAAUCCAGGCUCUGUCGCAGCCGGCCGCGAUUGGGAGACUCAUGGGCGGCGCACAAUUGGCCCAGCGUCGUCCAGGGUAGGGGCCGGCAGGGAUGUAGCUCAGUUGAUAGAGCAUGGCGUUUGCAACGCCAGGGUUGUGGGUUCGAUUCCCACGGGGGGCCAGUAUAAAAAAAAGAUGUAUUCACUAACUGUAAGUCGCUCUGGAUAAGAGUGUCUGCUAAAUUAUGUAAUGUUAUUCUAUUCUAUUUUUCAAUUAAACUCAACACAACACAACUCAACAACUCAACUCUGUUCUAUUGUUUUGUCUGUUCAAUAAUAUAAUAGGCCCAUAUAGAAUAGGUAAAAUAUGAUAAAUAGCCUAGGCUACACUUGAGUCUAGAUAAUUCCAUGUAGCCCAGCCAUUCAUGCAUAGUGAAUACUGUUCACUGGAGUCCUCUGCUGGUAGAUACCAUAUUCGCACACGCACACGCACACGCACACACACACAGAUUAAUAUUUAUACUUGACAGUAUUAGAAAAUAAAAAUCUAAACAUCGACAUUUAGCAGACGACCCACAGUAGUGAGUGCAUAUUCACAUUAAUUAUUUUGUACUGGUCCACCGUUGGAAUCGAACCCUCAACCCUGGCGUUGCAAGCGCCAUGCUCUACCAAUUUAGCCACAAAGGACUGUCUACAUGUCUGCAUAGAGUAAAUUGUAAAGCCUAUUUAAUGUUUUUCUUACGGUUUAUCACAAAUCAUUGUAAUAAUUGUAAACUCUGUUGCAGAUAGGCUUUAAAAAAUUUGUUUUUGCUUGGUUGAGCCUAAUAUAAUAAUAAUGUUAUAAUCAUAAAAUCAUCUUGUAGGCAUACUCUGGGUGUAUGUUAUCAGGGUCUUGUCUAGAAUGGAUACAGAAUGUCAAAUUUGACGUCAAAAGUUGUUGUUGUUGUAUUUUAUCUAUCCUAACCCUUUCCUAAACUUAACCUAAUUCUCAUAACCUGCUGCUAAACCUACUAUGAAAAAAAGCUGUAUCGCUUGUAGGCAAAACCACGUUAUCAGUGCAACACUGCACACCAUGUACUUCCGCCACACAAACACCUUGGUCAAUUUCCGACCAGCCUUCUCACACUCAUUGGCUUUCUGGAUUCAGAGAAAGCACUUUAUUGCUCCUGAUUGGCUCGCCAGAGACGCCCAGUGUUUGAAGGACAUGGAAUUGGUCGACUGAUACAUAACGAGGACGUAUGCUACUUUAGGGUAAGCGCUUGUCUGAUGAUUACACGGGUUAUCAAAUACAUGAUUGUUGCUAUCAUUUGUCACAGCAGAAAUCAAUUAUAAUCUAUAGAAAGGGUAUCAUGUUGUCAUUAAACUAAUGAUCAUAUUUACAUACAGACAAACUCAUGUGCGCGUUGCGCAGUGGGUAACUAGCUAACUGUUAGCCUAGGAUGUCCAAUGAAAGAUGGUGGAUAAAUGAAGAUCCUCAGGCCGUUUACCUUUGAAAACAGUUGUCACAGUUCCGGUCUGCUUAAGGGAUAGCAGCUGGAUCUGGUCUGCUUAGUUAAUUGACCUUAUAAGAACCAGAAAAAAAUGGUUGUGGCUGGGGCUAGCUUGUUCCUCGCCGAAUGACCGUGGCGAAAUCACCCUUUACUCUAGAUAGGCAGGUAGCUCAUAACUACAGCAGACAUGUAGCUUGAACUUUGACAGCAACACACAUUUGAGCCAUCAUAACUUCAUAAGUUUCCUGCUUGGUUUUUAAAUAGAAUAGGUAGCUAGCUGGACAAGCAUUUAUGGUGAAAUCCUGUGUAUGUAACAAUCCUCCCCUGGUCUACCCUCCCGGCCUUAUGUAAAACAGCUGUUCUCCUUAUUGGUGUCCAAUGACUACAUUUUGAUCUUGUUGGAACUAGUAUGUACUGCUCAGUACCCAUUCUCCUCUCUCCCCUUUCUUUCUUUCUCCCUCCCUCUCCUCUACUCCAUCACUCACCCUCCAUGUCUCUCGCCCUCUUCCUCCCUCCCUCUCUCCUUCCCUGCCUCCCUCUCUCUAGUUGUUUCUCUUCCCCCACUCUUUCUGUCUCAGGUCUGGAUGCUGCAGGCUGUGUCCAGGCUGAGUAGAGCAGCGGUGCGUGUGAGGAGAGUGGCUGCCCAGGUCCAGGUCACCACGGCAACCAUGGCCCAGAACCACCAGAGCUGCGGUAACUCCUGUCAACAGAAGGGGGGUGCUGUCACAGCAGCCAUCCUCAUCAUCGGAGACGAGAUACUCAAGGUGAGACUGGAGAUGGUGGUGGGGGGCUUGGUACUGAGUGGAAUAUGCCUGGUCUCUGAAAACAACCUCCUCCCCUAGUCCCUAUCUCUUAGGAGUUAGCUAAUCUAAAGGGUCUCUCUCCCUCCCUCUACCCCCCCCCCCCCCCCCCCCACUCUCUCUCUCAGGGUCACACAGUGGACACUAACAGUGCCUUCCUGUUGCGAGCGCUUAGGAAGCUGGGAGUGUGUGUCCAGCGUGUUACAGUCAUCCCUGACCAGCAGGAGGUAAUCUCUAAGGAGGUGGCCCUCCUGGCCCCACAGUACACACACCUGCUCACCUCUGGGGGAAUAGGCCCCACCCACGACGACGUCACCUUCGAGAGCGUUGCCAUGGCGUUCGAGGAGGAACUGCAUGCCCACCCGGAGCUGACCCGUUUGGUGGAGGAGUUCUUUGGGGUGGUGGAUAGGGAGAGUGCAGCCAUGAAGCUAGCCAUGGUCCCCCGCUCGGCCAAGCUCAACUACGGCACUGACCCUCAGACUGGACAGCCACUACGCUACCCACUGGUCAGUGGCUGACUACUGUUAAACGAAAAAUCCACAAAAAAUAUAUAUUUUGGUAUUUUUUUCUCAUUAGUCCACUGUUGAUACAGUCCCAAAAUGUUUUGAAAGUCAGCAGUCAAGUUAAGAUAUUGGACUUUCAAGAAGCAAAGUGUCACUUGCCACAUCAUUAUUAUGAUGCAAAAUGCAUCAUCUGAUUCCUUUAACAUGUAAGGGAUAAACGCCCACGUUCUGUACAUUACCUUGGAAACAAUGGAUGGUGCAGCGGGAUGAGGCAGAGCCAACUAGCUAUGGCAACACAGUCCCGACCUCUGCAGCCAGAAUAACAGCAAAGUUUAUUUUGUUGCAUUUGUUUAAGCUGUUUAUCCCGCUUAUACCACAGAAAACAAUACUAAGCACACAUUUACCGGUAGAAAUAAAAUGUUUUUGUUGAUAUUUUCAUUUAUAUGAGCAAAUUCUUACUUUCUCAUAUUUUGGUUGCUAGAGACACGACCCAGUCGUUCGUUAGAUUAGUUCGAUAUUUAUGGACGCAACCCAGUCAUUUGUUCUUUGUUCCAUUGCCAUGCUCGCUGCCAACAUUCUUAUUCCUUGCUUGCUAGCUAGCUACGGCUAACACAGUCACGAACUCUUCAGCCAGAAUAACAGCAAAGUAGCUGUUUUCUAUUGACUUUCAUUUGAAUAAAUCCAUAACAAUGAGCUGAUAAUGCCAGAUUUUGCCUGACAUAGCUAGAAAAGUUUUCCUUCUCAUCAGGACACUCGACACUGUUCAUUACGAGGAGAUCACAUUGCAUGUCAAACACUAGGAUAGAAGCUAGCUAAAUAGUUUGUUGCUAGGAAACCGGACAAUAUGAUAACCAAAUAAAAAAAAUACCAGUUGCUGAAAACAGCUGGUCAAACUAGAAACUGGUGGGAGGAUUUGAAAGCAUUGCGCCACUUGCGUCAUGACUGCAACAGUAGGGACCAAUGUUCCCUCAAACAUUAUUGGGCACUGAGCAAAUAUCAGGUCUGCUGAGCGCAAACUUGAAAGUUGUGAAAAGUCUGUGCAACUUCCAGCACGCGUUUACUGUGAACACUGAGGCUGUACACGCUUUAAGUUACAGUUUUAGACAGUGGUCAAAUAGGCUACUGUGGCUAUUUGAUCAUAAUGUAGGGCUACCAGAGUGGCCUACCAUCAAAAACAAUGGAGAAAAUGCAUCCCAUAACAUUUUUACAUGGAAAUACCUGUUCUAUCAUUCAGCCUACAGUAGCAGCCAAUGUGUGGUGUUCAGUAUAGACCUACAUUCCAUGAGACUUUUGAAAAAAACAUGCAGGGCUUGACAUUAACCUGUUCAUCCAUUUGUCCUUCAGACAAGGUGACUGAACAUGUUGUGUUGUUUGAUGCACCACUUUACAAAGUAAAAAGUAUUAUUAUUCCCAUACCAUUAUUGCAGAGAAUUAGACAAAUUAUGCUACCCUCUGCCUAUUGGCUACUUAACUUAUUCAAGUCUGUCUCAAAAUACAACACUGCCCCUUUAAGAGAAAACAAAAAGCAGUUUACCUGACUUGCAUCUCAAAGAUGGCUAGAAAUGUACAUGUUUUGUGCUCUUGUAGGAAGCAAUCACUCCUCCAUUGCUGACUACAAAUUAUCUAUAUAUCUGGGCUAAUAACUCACUAACUAGCAGAGGAUAUGAACAAAUGUGCACAAGUGGCUACAUGGAGCUCUCGCUUUGAUCUCAAAACAAGUGCAUCUACGCACGACCGCUCAUGUUGUAAACACAGUCCAGUUCAAAGAGAAUGGCACAGAUCCAUAUAUGGAAAACAAAAAGGAAAACGCUGCACAAUGCUGCUCAUGCUCCCAGUUGAUUUUAUUUAUAACAACGUUUCAAACCCGUAGGUCUUCAUCAGGCAUCCAUAUCCCAGGUGGGGGUGGAAGGUCCUAUAUAUAGGGGCAGUACUCAGUACUCUUCCUGAAACAGUUUGGGAGCAUUAGCAGCGGUGUGCAGCGUUUUCCGUGAAUUCACUCCAGCACCUGCAAAAAGUACCUGGAUAUGUUCUUCAGAUUUUGUACAGAUCCAUAUAUGGCAAUGGUCUAUUUGCAUAUAGGCUACUGCAGCUCUGAUUGGUUAUGCCGCACCGGUCUGUGUAGACUGAGGGCUGAGUAGUGCGUGUCAAUGCAACAGAAUCCUACUCCGAUGCAUUUUGCCUACAAAAAAAAUCUCUUGCAUAGUUUGUUUUGGAUAUUAAGUAUGUUGCAUUGAAAGUGGCUAAUAUUGAGUUGAUUCGAUCACAAUUCCCACAGUAAAGGGAAACGUUGAUAGUGUUAACUAAGGGGGAAAACUGUAGAAAGUUAAGCGAAGUUCAAUCUCGUGCUUCACUGCACAUGCUGAUAUUUCUACUGCGGCGUGCCUGUGUACACGCACAGUUUAGAGGGAACAUCGGUAGGGACCAGAGAAAUUCAUGUUCAUUACUCACCACGUUAGGUCAUCAGAUGCUCCAAAAAAAUAUCUCUGCAAAAACAAAUCAAUGCAAAAACAAAUCAAUGCCUGCUAGCUAGCUACGUUUUUUUCCUCGUUGGACCUGUGUUUACAAUUUAUCCAUUUUCAGUUUGUGUAGUUGUUGGUUUAGCUUUCUGUAACUUUGUAACAAGUACGGCCUGCAUGUGUAGGCGCAUAUUGCGUCAUGAUUGCAAGGUGUCCCGAUAUCUUUUCCAACUGUCCAGUUAUCUGGUUUUAAUGUCCAUUCUAGAAGGCCCUUCUAGCCUAUCAGAAAGGAGUAUUCAACAGUGCUGUGGUAUAACAUGAUAUAAUGUAGAAAACAUUAAUGAUAGGAGAUAUCAGUGCGUUGGAGCCAACUGCUUCCUUAAGAAUUUGGAGAAUCUUGAUGUCAUCCUGGUUCUGUCUCUGUGUCAUUCCCAGGUGAGUGUGCGUAACGUCUACAUCUUCCCUGGGAUCCCGUCUCUGUUGGAGAGAGCCUUCAACGGUCUGGAGCACCUGUUCGCUGGCUCAGGGACCACCUUCCACACACGAGAGGUGAGGUGACCAACCAUCUGACUCCACUACAAUACAGUCGACAGGACGUUUUCAACAUAUAGACCAACAUCGUUUCACUCCUUGUCCUGGGGACCCACAGGGUGUGCAGGCUUGUGUUCCAGCCCAGCUUUAACACAUAUGACUCAAUUUAUCGACUAAUCAUCAAGACCUUGAUGAGCUGAAUCAGGUGUGUUUGUGCUGGGCUGGAACAAAAGCCUGUACAGGACCUCUGCUGCAAUGUAUGCCUGUUAUGUGAUGUAUUCCUCAUGCUAUGUUGUAGGUGUUUGUGGAUGCAGACGAGGCGUUGAUCGCCCCGGUGCUGACCCGUCUGCAGGCAGGCUGGGGGAAGAGGGUGGCUCUGGGCUCCUACCCUGACUGGCUCAGUAACUACCACCGGGUCAGGCUGGUGCUGGAUUCCGACAGCUCUGAGGAGGUGGAGAAGGCCCGGACUCAGCUGCUGGAGGAGCUGCCCAAAGGCAGCGUGGUUCCCCUGGUCACGGACCCUGUGUCCAUCGCUACUGAGGAGGUCUACACACUGGCCAACAGUGGUGAGAGAGGGAGGGAGGGAGGGACAGGUAGAUGGAGAGCACCCAUAAAAAAAUUACUGUGACUACAUUUCCCAUGACCCCAACUGUCUGUAUGAACUCCAUCUCCCAUAGGCACUCCGCUGGGUGAUAAAGUGGCAAACGCUCUGAAGACCAUAGAGACUGCUCUGGAUCAGUAUUCGUCAGGGGAGAUCUGUGUGGGCUUCAAUGGAGGCAAAGACUGCACUGCUCUACUACAUCUAUAUUACGCUGCACUGAAACGGUGAGAGAGAGGGGGAGAAAGACAGUUUUCUGUCUACAAAGAGGGAAGGAAGGAGACCAUAUGUGACUUUUAACCCAUAUUUUGUGUUAUCCUGUCUGAAUUAAUUGUUUACUUGGAAGAUCUACCUCAUGUAGUUAUUCUCUCUCUCUCUCCUCUCUUUUCUCUCUCCUCUCUUCCCCUCCCUCACAGGCGGUAUCCGGAGGGUAAGGACAAGGUAAAGGCUCUGUACAUUCGCAUCGUCUCUCCCUUCCCAGAGAUGGAGAGAUUUCUCCAGGACACAAUAAAGAGGUAAGCUAUCGGUCUCUGUAGUUAGCGUUAGCAUCGCUAGGUCACUUCCCCAAUCCUCAGAUAAUAAUAUAAUAUGCCAUUUAGCAGACGCUUUUAUCCAAAGCGACUUACAGUCAUGCGUGCAUAUAUUUUUGUGUAUGGGUGGUCCCGGGGAUGGAACCCACUACCCUGGCGUUACAAGCGCCGUGCUCUACCAGCUGAGCUACAGAGGACCACAUACUGUACCUCUGUGUUAGCUAUGUACUUUUUCUGUCCCUAACAAGUCUGUGUAUGGUUGUAGCUUUCGUUUGCUUGAUCUGCAUUGCAUCUUUGAGUUUGAGCAAAACUCUGAUAAUAAAAUGUUUUACUGUAUUAUUAUACAGAGACUUUGGCUCACUAUUUAGCAGAGCUCCAUCCUGUCUCCCAUAGGUAUGACCUGGAGAUUUUCUCAGUGGAGGGCAGUAUUCGGCAGGCGUUAAGUGAGGUACAGGAGAGGAGGCCGGAGCUCAGAGCUGUGUGUAUGGGCACCAGGAGGAGUGACCCCUACUCACACACGCUCACCCCCAUGUGUCUCACUGACCCUGGAUGGCCGGACUACAUGAGGGUCAACCCCCUGCUGGUGAGACAUGAUGCUUGCAGUGUUCCCUUUCUGAGGGUGUGUGUGAUAAACUUCUAAUGCUCUCUCUCUUCCUCCCUCCCUCUCUGUCUUUCUUGCUCCUUCCCUCCCUCUCUCUCUGUCUCUCUCCCUCCUCUCUCUGGGUCUCUCCCUCCCUCUCUCUCUCUCUCUGUGUCUCGCUCUGUGUGUCUCUCCCUCCCCCCUCUCUCUCUGUCUCCAUCAGGACUGGACAUAUCAUGAUAUCUGGUCAUUCCUGAGGACUCUCUAUGUGCCCUACUGUAUUCUCUAUGAUAAAGGGUAAGAAGACAUACACACCUUAAUCAAGCAUGUCCUCUGUUUCCUCUGUCACUGUCUAUUUCCCCAUCCUGGUCUCUGAUUGACUGAGUCCUCUGUCCGUCUCCUGACAGGUACACCUCAUUGGGCAGCAUGGACAACACCUGCCGAAACCCCGCACUCCAAGUGGUGGAUGUGAGGGGCGUGAGCCGCUAUAGACCUGCCCACCACUUGGAGAAUGAGGAAAUGGAGCGCGACUCGCGUGAAUGAUGUCACUUCCUUGUUUGUAUCAUUAUGUCCUGACCGUUUACCUGCCCCUCCUGAUUGGGGCUCCGGGUAAGAGAUGCUUAUAGGGACAGAUCUAGGAUCAGCAUACCCUCCUCAAAUCCCAACCUUAACCAUUAGACAAAACUGAACAUACAUGCAACUUCUUCUGAAGAGAGGAAGGGAUGAAGGAGGAUGAGGGAAGUGGAGAGAGAAACGAAAGAGGGAACAGACAAAGAACCAGAGACUGAUCGCAGAAUGAGUGCAUUGUGAAGGAAAAGUGUGCCUGUUUGAGUGGAAAGUGUGUAUGUGUGUGUCUGAAUGUGUGUGUGUAUGU